AUGUGGAGGGAAACGUUUUAUUGGAUCGAAGGGAAGCGUGAGGAGGUCGUGGAAAUCCAUUCACACGGCAGUCGCGCGGCUGUCGCAGCGAUCCUGCGCUUCUUCGAAGCCCUUCGACGCGCGCUCAAGUCCUUCGCUGACGGAAAAGGCGCCUGGGAAAGUCUACAAGUUUCGGCGGAAGAAACGGCCGUGGCCGAAAGCAGUCGCCAGCCGGAGGAUGGACUGGAGGCCGAAAACGAGGACGGUGUCGUCUCGCGCGCGGGAGGUUCUGCACUGUCGGAUGCCUUUCGUUAUCAAGAAACAUCCCCAGGAGGAACGGGCGGCAACACGUCUCUACACUCCGACAUCUCAGCCGCGCGGCGUGCGCUACUUUUGCAAGCGCUUGAAGUCUCCGUCAAAGGCAGCGCCGGCGCGGAGAGGAACGCACAGAAGGAAGCUCGGACCGAGGGAGACUCGCAGGAACGGCCUCACGAGAAACACGAGGAAGAGAAUCAAACAGAAGAGGAAGACGAGUUUCAUUCCGGAGGGGUGGUUUCCGAAAUUCGACCGGGGCGACGCGGCACCAAGACGCAAAGUGAGAGCGCCUCAGAGCUCGCACAGGAGGCGGAGAGCGAGAUGUUGACGCGAAGACGCGAAGCUGAGGCAGCAAGGUGGCUGAGGGAGGUCGGCGAACUACGUCUUGCGGAGGCUGGAGAAUUCACGUUCCGAGCUUACCUUAACGGCAAAAUCGAAACUGUUCAGCAAGUGGAAGCUCUCGCAGAUCUUGUCAAUGCCGACACAGUUGCUCAACACCGACUCGCCGUGCGCCGCCUGCGACGGCAGCCGAGAGAAGUCCACGCGCUGUUGGACAACUGGCGGGGUCUUCUGCAGGAGGCGCUGGCUUUUUCCGAGGCUGCUCUCGAAAUCGGCGACGACGCGCAGGAAGCAGACGCGGAAGCGGCCCAAGAGGCGGGCGCGACGAAAGCCGAGGCGCGCGUUCGCCGCCUCCUUCGAGAGAUCCGCCUCCACCUCGAACUGGGUCUGCGCGAAGCGCUCGUGCAUUCGGGAGUAAAAGUGGUCUUCUGCGGGCCAACCAAUGCAGGAAAAAGCACUUUGUUCAACAGCCUCGUGGGACGCGACGCUGCCAUUGUCUCCCCCCUCGCCGGAACCACCCGAGACGUGCUUACAUGGCCCGUCCAGCUGCGCGGCGCCAAACUCCUCCUCACGGACACUGCGGGCCUAAGGCCCGCACCCCGCGGGUCUGGGGAACAACGGCGAGCUCCGGAGACUGCUGCGGUCGCCGGCGAUGGAGCCGAAGCCUCCCUCAGUGGGGGGGGUUCGACCCGCUUAGACUGCAUGAGGCCUCUCGAGGUUCCCUGGGUUGCGCCUGCGGGAGAGGCAGGCGGGGGCAGAACGCGAGAACGAGACGGCGCGCCUCCGAAAGGCGAAGACGCCCUCGAGGAAGACAAGUCGACUUCCACACGAACGGACGGCCUUGACUUGGCCGUCGACUGUGUGGAACGCGAAGGGAUGGCGCGAACUGUACGUACAGCGCAGGAAGCAGACAUUCUGAUUUUUCUUUUGGAGUGCCGCAGCACACGCGAGGCGACGCUGGAGCACGCGAGACGUUUUCUUCGAAUCUUUCGAGAUUCUUUUGCAGGCCGUUGGGAGGACGGCGGAGGCGCUACACCCCGCGAACGAAGGGUCGUUGUGGUGCUAAACAAAGCAGAUGUGUAUGCCCCGCUUUUGGUGAAUCAAGACGAAGUUGUUUCUCAGCGCCGGCGUCCAGGUGAUCUGAACAGCCCCUCGGAGCCUUCGGACCCAGGUCCGGGUGCACAGAGUAGACGCGUUGGUGGUGUCAGCUCAGCACACUCUCGUGGAGAGAAAAACCGUCUCGAGUUCGGCACUCGCUUCGGUGCGUCCUCUCCCAGUUCUGCCUCUCCAUCUGUUCCUUCGUCGCGUUCGCCUCCUUGUCCCUCUAGCUGCGAUCCGCAGCUGUCGUCAGAGGUUUUUGCCGACCUUCUCGAAGAACUCGAAGAAGUUGUAAAGGCGGAGAUGCCUCCCGCGCUGGUACCCUUCCUCCAAACAGUGGAUUCAGCCGCGCCAGGUGUCUCCCAUGCCAGCGGUGGCGGUGUGAGGCUCUCCUUUGAAGGGCAAAAAUGCAGGUUGAUUGCAGAAGACUUGCCCCGUACGCCGCCGUCUGAGGCGAAAUCGCGCCCGCAUGUGUUGCUGCUUGCCAGCAAAUUCAAGUGGAAUUUACCGGCCUUGCAGACAAUUGUGUGCCGAGCUGUUAAGGAGCUGUCAUCGCCCGAGGCCGUCCUUCGCUGCGGCCGCUUUUCUGCAGAAAAACGGUGUGCGACGCAUGGCCAGAUGCGAAGCAGCGCGACGGCUAGCGAGCAAGAAAACAGAGUCUCGGCCGGAAACACACACGAGGAAAACUCAGGCGAAUUGGAAGGCGACAAUGAGAUGGGUCUGCUAAGUGGGCGAAGAGUGCUUGAGGCUCUGGACGGUCUCGCGAGACACCUGGAAAACUUCCUUUCUCGAGAAGCGGAGGAAGAACGAAAUGAAGAUCUUCGGUAA
Messenger RNA from Neospora caninum, 2559 nucleotides. Its product is annotated as tRNA modification GTPase TrmE, related. Gene Ontology annotation, molecular function: GTP binding. The record is from RefSeq and is a predicted model, not a curated record. NCBI's taxonomy places the organism in Eukaryota, Apicomplexa, Conoidasida, Eucoccidiorida, Sarcocystidae. The transcript has 4 exons. Bases 1 to 2559 code for a protein of 852 amino acids. Gene Ontology annotation, cellular component: cytoplasm. Gene Ontology annotation, biological process: tRNA methylation; tRNA wobble uridine modification.